Messenger RNA from Mucor velutinosus, 279 nucleotides. RefSeq lists its product as uncharacterized. The transcript has a single exon. The record is from RefSeq and is a predicted model, not a curated record. Bases 1 to 279 code for a protein of 92 amino acids. NCBI's taxonomy places the organism in Eukaryota, Fungi, Mucoromycota, Mucoromycetes, Mucorales, Mucoraceae.
AUGGUGUCCUCUACCGCUUCUCUUUUCUUGUUCGCUCUUCUCAGUGUAAUGGCUUGCCUCGCAAUGGCUGCCCCGGCCACCACUGACAGCCCUGCUGCUACUACUACCUCAGACAAAUCUUUUGCUGCUGUUACAGCUACUCCAACUUAUGAUACAGAGGGUCUUCCUGCUAGCAUCUUCCCUGUUCUUACCGCAUACCCCGAUGAAUAUGAAAGUACUACUGAGCUGGAUGACGGCAUCCUUUAUUUGAGCGAGCAAGAUGAAGGCACCAAGCUCUAA